GGAGGAGCCCAAAGGUUGGCGGAGGCGAACAGCGGAGCAAAACCGCCGAGCGGAGGGCGCGGCGGAAGAGUCGGUCGGCUCUCUUUGCUGCCCCUUCGCCGUGCCGAGUCCCCGGGGCCGCGUGAAGCAGGGGCAGGUCGGCGAUGGCGUCCAUGGCGGCGGCGAUCGCAGCUUCUCGUACGGCGGUCCUGAAUGGGAACCGGCCGCUGGACGAGCGGGAACGUAAGCGCUUCAGCUACUUCUCUUCGCUGAGCCCCAUGGCUCGCAAAAUCAUGGCGGAGAAGGAGCGCAUCCGCGAACGCUACGGGCCAGACUGGGAGCGGCUGCCGCCCCGCCAGCAAGACGAGAUUAUUGACAAAAGCCUGGUGCAGCCCAACAUCCAGGCCCGGUACGCGGCUCACCGAGGGGCAGCCCGAGACAACCCGCCUCCGGUCUGCUACCCGAAUCUGCGCCUCAAUACCGGCCAGAAGGUAGUGCGCUUCGGGGACGAGGAUAUCACCUGGCAAGAUGAGCACUCUGCUCCUUUUUCUUGGGAAACUAAGAGUCAAAUGGAAUUCAGUAUUGCUUCUCUGUUGAUCCAAGAACCGGGUGCUGCAGCCCCUCAGCACGAACAGAAACAGCCUAGCAAAACCGCACCUGGCCCCCCAGCCCCCAAACCUUCCCAGAGUGGUAAACCGCAAAACUCAGAUGUGCUUAUACCAGCCAAAAAAGAGGAGGAGUCCUCGUUUUGGAAGAUCAACGCUGAGCGCUCCAAGUACGAAGGAGAACAGUCUGAGUUCCAUUCGCUAACCCCAAGCCAAAUUAAAUCCAUGGAAAAAGGAGAGAAAACCCUCCAGCCUUAUUAUAGGCAAGAAUCUGGCCCAAAAGAAGCAAGUAAACCAGAGAAGCCUAGUGCUCCUAAGCCUGAAAAAGCGAUCGCCCCAGUUGUUCCCACAACACCCGUAGAAUGGGAAAAGCCUCCAUCCGACCAACCUGCAGUUAGUGCCUUCGAUGCUCCUUCUGACCCUGCAGAGAAAUUGUCAUCUGCUGCAACCCAAAAUGAAGAUGCCCAAAACAGUUUUGUUCCAGAUUUACAAGGAUUUGGGCAGAGUAAUGCAAACAAUGUUAUCCUGAAGACGGGAUUUGAUUUUCUGGACAAUUGGUAGACAAAAACAAUCCUUCAGUUGGUUUUUGGAGAAAGAAAAAGAGCAUCUCUCUCUCUCUCUCUCUCUCUCCAUUUUGUUUUUUGGUUUCUGUUACUGGUUUUUCUGUGUGUUUUUAAAACUUUUUUCCCAGUUCUUUUCUAAUGUUGCCCUUUGUACUAAUACUUUUUUGUAGAAACCUGAUGAGUAUUUGUAUUUUGAAGUGAUCCAGUGUUAGAAGGGUAGGCGGAUUUUUUGGUCUUUUAUUAAUUGCCAUUCUGCACAUCAUAUUUGGUGAUGAACAAGGGAUACGUUGCCUAAUAUUUGUAUGUAUGCUAAGGACAGAGUGUGCAAUCUAAUUAGAGAGAAAAUGAAGCCAUCUAAUAGAAUACCCAUAUUUAUUUUACACAUGAAUGCCAGCAGCUAAUAGGCUACCAUCUGUAUUAUUAAAUACAUUUGUUACAAGAAGAAAACUUUAUAUCAAGCACAGAUAGAUUUUAAUAUCAUCUGUCAGAGCCUUGGCCGGUAUGUUUGAGGUUCUGAAAUUAAUGGUCCAAAACAUUUUGUGAACACCAUAUGGUCUUUUCCUAAUAGAAGGAAGAUGGAAGCACAGAGUCCAAACACCAAAAUUCAGCACAUCUCUUUCAUAUAUAUUGUGCAGGAUAUAAAUCCGCAGACAUUUACAUGUUUAUUUUUACAUUAGCCUAUGUCACUUGAUUCGGUUGUGGGGGGGGGGGGAAAUCAAGCAGCUUUAGCUAAUGAGGUGUGUGCUGGGAGGGUGUGUAUGUUUUUGUUUGUUUUCUUCCUGUGAAACGAGGCCUAAUUGGUACACAAAAUAGGGUUGUUUGUUAAAAAUAAAACAUUUAAUGAAAUGUAUGUUUCAUUAUAAAACAUAAAAGGAGAAGAAAGAGACUAGCUUAGAGAGAAAUAAUCAAAUAUGUGGAUGGAGCUGCCUUUUACUGAUUAAAAACCAUCUGGUAAAGAGAUCUUCAGAAGAAACAUAACAUGAAAAAUAACUAAUUUGUUUGAUCUCUUUUGGCCUAGCAGCACUGAACCACAUUUUGAAAUUUAGCUAAUUUCCCUUACCCUCACUCCUGGUGUUAACAUUUCUUCAACAUGUUUACUGCAAGGCAUUGUGAUGCUUUCUUUAAAAACAAAACAUUGUAUUAAAAAAAAAAAAUUCAUGAGAUUUCUGAUUCCUGGUACUGCUUCCCAUAGUGGGAAUAGGACCUGAAUGUAUCACAAACAUUCUGUUGCAUUAGAUUUUCUGUUAUUUUAAUAUUACACAGAAACUAUUUUACAUGGAGGAACACUUUAAAGAUGACAUCCCUCACCUGCACCUUGGAGUGGUCCAGCAUACCACCAGAGACCAUCCUAGUCCAGUAUCUGCAACAUCCAGAGAUAGCUAAUGCUACUGACAUUGCAUUUCUGUAACUUUAAAUAGUAUUUCUCUCCCCGUCACCUUCAAGCCUUAAUCCCCCUUUCUGCACAAAUUGUAAUUUCUUCAAUCAAAUACCAAAGGUUAUUGAAUUUCUGCUUUUGACCUUGAGCAUUGGAUUUCCUGGGAGAUGACCCAAUAACAGAGAUACACUGUACACAUGUACCUCUGAUGCUAUGUGAAAUUCUUACAAACCCUAUUUGGGCACUGUUAUCUGUUGUCAGGCUGGCUAAUUGUAGCCUUCUUCCAUACUAACCACCAGAUAAGUGGCUCCACCUUCAGAGUUGUCCAUACCUGUGAGUGGUCUGAACUGAAAAGUCACUUUUCUACAAAUCGUGUGCUGUUGUGUUUUAUUUCAGAUUACUUCCUGUUCCUUCUGUUGCUUAUAUAUACUCAUUAACAAUGUUUAUGGCAAAAGUUAAGAGAUUUGUUCUGAAUCUUGCCCUGAAAGAUAUAAUGGAAAAUAAGACUGGAUAGCAGUGGUGGCUUUCAAAUUUUUUUACUACUGGUUCUGUGGGCAUGACUUGGUGGGUGUGGCAUGGCUUGGUGGGCGUGGCUUGAUGCAGCAAGGGAAGGAUACUGUAAAAUAACCAUUCCCACCCCACUCCAGGGGAAGAAUACUGUAAAAUGCCCAUUUCCUCGCAAUCAGCUGGGAUUCGGGAGACACAGAAUAGAUGGGGGUGGGACCAGUCAGAAUUUUUCGGUUCUCCAAACUACUCAAAAUUUCCAUUACCAGUUCUCCAGAACCGGUCAGAACCUGCUGAAACCCACCUCUGCUGGAUAGCCUUUGAAUUCAGUUCUAAAAUUCAGGCUUUGUUGCAGUGCGUGGAGGCCAGAAUAUAUAGCACUGAUAUGCAGCUGCCCUCAUAGACUGGAGCAUCAUUUUGGAAUCUGAAACAAAGCAUUGCUUAAUUCUAGAAAAUAAUAAAAUGGAAUUAAUUGUAGAGAACACUAAAGAAAAUGCUCUUUUUCAGGGGUGUUUUAUGUGCAAUCACACACACAUACACUGGGAUAUUUGUGCUGAAGAUGAGAGUGGGAAACAGCAAAAGGCUGUCUUCAGAUACUUGACUUUGUUUUAAGGUAUUUGGAUUAAUUGGUUGUUCUUAGUAACUAACACCACAUUUCCUACCGUGGAGAUGCUGCUUUGGGUUUCCUGGUGCACACCUACAUGGCAGCACAAUUAUUAGUGUCAUAUAAGAGUCCGUUGAAUUGGGGUAAGAGAUGUAGAUAACGGACAUUUUUGGAAUGGCUUAACUUUUGCUACUGAGCAAAAGAGAGACGAUUUUCAUUAAUGAAAAUAAGUGCCUGACACUUUACAGCAUCCUGUUAGUUGCCCUAGUUUAAUGUAUUUAAAGAUACCAUACUUUAAAAAAGACAAGUAGAUUUUAUUUAAGAAAAGAGUACUUCUUUGAUACUUUAAAAAGAAGCAAGUCUUUAAAAAGGAAUUGGCAUAAAGUCCUUCAAGCCAAAGUGUAUUUUUGGAUUAUAAAAAGGGAGCCUUUUCCAAUAUUGUCAGUCAGAGCUCAUCAGUAUAAAGUGCUUUUCCAGCUCAGGGUCUCUUGUUCAUGUUAACCAAUUCAAGAAUUAAAUAAAUUCAGUUCGGUUUGACUAGAGCUUUCCGUUUAUAUGUCAGCGGAUGGGGGUUAAUGUCCUGAGGUCAUUGAAGCAACAUUUUUAGUUUGUUGUUCUUAGGCAAAGAAAUAGGGUAAACUGGGCCUAAUCCUCCUACUCAUGUAUCUAUUUACAAUCCCGUUUAUCUUAAUGAAAUUUUUGCAAAGGACCUCUUGAUGAAUUUUAUUCAUUGGAACACAACACUGUAUAUUGCCUUUUCUCUUCAGUAUAGUUUCAUGGAUAAACCUGAUGUUUCUCCCUUUCAUAGAUGUUUUUAUUGAGGUUUUAUUUACAAUUGUAUAUGGCUACAAUUCAUAUCUUGAUUCUUAAUUAAAAUCACCUGACAUGGACCACUGA
Molecule: messenger RNA, 4527 nt
Organism: Ahaetulla prasina
Lineage: Eukaryota; Metazoa; Chordata; Lepidosauria; Squamata; Colubridae
Gene: C1H1orf198
Product: chromosome 1 C1orf198 homolog
Exons: 4
Coding region: 144-1145 (333 amino acids)
Source: RefSeq, a predicted model, not a curated record